Molecule: messenger RNA, 1409 nt
Organism: Penicillium pulvis
Lineage: Eukaryota; Fungi; Ascomycota; Eurotiomycetes; Eurotiales; Aspergillaceae
Product: glycoside hydrolase family 18 protein
Exons: 4
Coding region: 303-1409 (368 amino acids)
Biological process (GO): chitin catabolic process; carbohydrate metabolic process
Cellular component (GO): extracellular region
Molecular function (GO): chitin binding; chitinase activity
Source: RefSeq, a predicted model, not a curated record
GGAUCGACUGAAUACAUGGUGGGGAAAAUCAGGGAGCCUCCACUCUUAAGUUACGUGCAGUGCGAAUCUCAAUUUCAAACUUGCUGAGAACCAGUGAUCCAAUCGUGCGAGUUGCAUAACCAACAACUCUCCACGUGACCCCUUCCCGAACAGGCAACACACAGGGCAGCGAAGUUUCCUGGCCUUUUUAUUACUUCAAUGGACCCGGCUCGACCUUGUCUCUGUUCUCUUUCAUUUCUCGUUUGUUCUUGACUGGUCUUCUUCUUUUCAGAUUUGCAUGACCCUAGGUUGGAAAGGAGACGAUGUUCUCCGCUGCUACCAACUUCUUUCGCCGGCGGCCCGUGACUGGGGCUGACCCCGCCAUUUCUGAUUCUUCCAGCACGUACGAGGUGCCCUUGUACACAAAUGCUGCAUACUACCCAAAUUGGCGGAUUUACCGAAAGCAACCUCCCUCGUCCUUGAGAUUGGGCUUUAUUUCGCACGUUUUCUACGCUUUUGCUUGGGUGAAAGACGAUGGCACGGUCUAUCUGAGCGAUGAGUGGGCUGAUACCCAGAUGCCGGUGGACGGCACAGAGGGCUGCUUACGAGCAUUCGUUCAAUUAAAACAACAAUACUCCCAAAUGAGAGUUAUUCUGUCUAUCGGCGGUGGUGGAAAGGGUAGCGAAAACUUCGCUGCAGUUGCCCACAGUCGUUCUAAGGUGGACACCUUUGUGCGCACAGCCCGUGAGUUGGUGGAUGAGUACGGACUAGAUGGCAUUGAUGUUGAUUGGGAACACCCCGCCGACUCCAAGCAGGGUAAAGACUAUGUUCGCCUUCUCGCUCGCCUGCGACAGGUCUUGCCCGCUCCUCGAUACGUUCUGGCCACUUGUCUCCCAGCAGGACAGUGGGCACUUCAAAAUAUCGACUUGUUCGAGGCUGAAAAGCACCUUGACAUGAUCAACCUCAUGGCUUAUGAUUUCUCUGGACCUUGGAUCGCCGAGACUGGUCAUCAAGCCCAGCUCUAUGGCACGCCCACUUCGUGUUACCUGGCAGUCUCUUAUGUCUUGUCACAAGGAGUUCCCUCACGAAAGCUCAUUCUUGGCAUACCAACAUACGGGCGCUCAUUUCUUGGAAGCAAUGGACCGGGCCAGGGGUAUACUGGCUGUGGCGGAGAAGAUGGUGUAUUUGAUUAUCGUGAUCUUCCUCGCCCCGGAUCUCAGGAGGUUCUGGACAACCAAGCCGGGGCUGCGUAUUGCGUGGGUGGAGAUGGUGGAUUUGUCACGUAUGACGUCCCCGCAACGGUCCAGCAAAAGGCACAACUGGUGACAACGACGAAACUGGGAGGUUUGUUCUACUGGAACAUCUGCUCUGACUCUCGUGGCCCACGAAGCCUGAUUGAAACUGGAUACAACACUUUGCAUGAUAUGUGA